AUGCUGAAAUUGGGUGAAUUCCAUCAAGCUGAAGAUAUCUUUGGUACACAACUCAAUUUCGAAAAUGAAAAAACUUGGUGCAGUCAAGCUCAUCUCAAUCAUCAACUUGGAUAUGUGUAUAGUCAUAAGGGUGACUAUACGACUGCUUUAUCACAUUACCAAAAAGCACUUGAAAUGGAACAGAACUAUGUUGCCGAAGAUGAUUCGUCAUUGGCUACUACCUACAAAAAUAUUGCUGGGGUGCAUCAUUCAAUGGGUGAAUAUUCAUCAGCUCUAUCUUUUUAUAGAAAAGCUCUUCAUGCCGACCAUCCUUUGUUAGAUACUACAUACAAUAACCUAGGAUCAGUUCAUAGUUCAAUGGGUGAUUAUGUGGCUGCACUUGAUUUCUACAAAACAACACGUGCAAUGCGAGAAAAAUCUCUUCCUCCCAAUCAUCCAGAUUUUGGUACCAUUUAUAAUACUAUCGGAACAGCCUAUAGUUCAUUGGGCAACGAUCCAACUGCACUUUCAGAUUAUCAAAAGACUCUCAAAAUUCAAGGAAAAAUUCUUCCUUCUACACAUGUGGAUUUAGCUAUUAGCUAUGGCAACAUUGGUAUAAUACACAGUUCAAUGGGAAAUCAUUUAAAAGGACUUGCAUUUCAUGAAAAAUCCUUCAGAAUUCGAGAAAUAUCUCUUCCACCUAAUCAUCCUGAUAUAGCUAUUAAUUACAACAAUAUUGGUUCGGUACAUAAUACAAUGGGAAAUUAUACAACUGCAUUAUCAUUUUUUCAAAAGUCACUCGAUAUUCGAACAAAAUCUCUUAGCAAAAACAAAGCUUUCGAUAUUCGUCAACAUUCUCUUGGUGAAAAUCAUCCCGAGAUGGCUAAUAGUUAUGAUAAUCUUGGUACAAUUCAUAGUUCAAUCGGCGACAAAUCGAAAGCACAUGUUUGCUAUGAAAAAGCACUUGAAAUUCAACAGAAAUCUCUUUCAAAUAAUCAUCCGGAUUUAGUUAACACCUACAAUAAAAUUGCUCUCAAUCUCCGAUUGAAAUCACGUUCAGAAGAUCAUCUAUCUCUAGCUAUAACUUAUAACAAUCUUGGUUUAAUUCAUAAUUUGAUGAAAGACUAUUCAACAGUAUUGUCAUUCUAUGAGAAAGCAUUAGACAUUCAACAACAUUCCAAAUCAACUAGAGAACAAUCAUUAACAACAACAUAUUCCAAUAUGGAACUCACUUAUUAUCGAAAAGCAAUAGCAAUUGAAGAGAAAAUACUUUCUUUGGAUGACCCAUCCUUGGAAACAAUUUAUAAUAAUGUUGCAGUUGCUUAUGAUUGUGUAGAUGAUAAACAGAAUGCUCUGUUAUAUCAUCAAAAAGCACUUGCCAUUCGAGAAAAAGCUCUCUCUCACAAUGAUCCGGCAUUAGCUUCACCGUAUAGAAAUAUUGCAUCUAUACAUCAUUCGAUGAACGAGUAUUCAGAUGCUUGGAACUUUUAUCGAAAAGCUUUAGCAAUACUGGAACAAACACUUUCUCUUGAUGAUCUAUCCUUGGGAAAAACUUAUAAUAAUAUUGCUGUCGCUUAUGGUUCUAUGGAUGGCAAAACAAAUGCUUUGCUAUUUUAUCAAAAAGCAUUAGCCAUUCAGGAAAAAAUAUUUAGUCCUAAAGACACAUCAUUAGUUCCAAUAUACAGUAGCAUUGUAGCAAUUUAUUCACCUAUGGAAAUGAAAACAGAAGCUGCUCAAUUCUAUGAGAAAUCACUCCAUAUUCAAGAAUCAUUACUAUCUCCUAAUUAUUCAUCGAUGUAUGUGAUUCAUUUCAAUACAGCAAGAACAUAUGAAGAUCUUCAAAAUUAUGACGCAGCUUUUACACGUGUCGAGCGUUCUCUCUUUCACGCUCGUUUGGCUUUCGGUUUCGGCCAUGAAAAAGUGCAAAAUGUUGAAAGAUACAUUAAUAUUCCACGUUCAAAAUAA
Molecule: messenger RNA, 1944 nt
Organism: Rotaria sp. Silwood1
Lineage: Eukaryota; Metazoa; Rotifera; Eurotatoria; Philodinida; Philodinidae
Source: the annotation of a GenBank genome assembly